Messenger RNA from Vespa mandarinia (Asian giant hornet), 820 nucleotides. RefSeq names its product mitochondrial ribosomal protein S18C (gene mRpS18C). NCBI's taxonomy places the organism in Eukaryota, Metazoa, Arthropoda, Insecta, Hymenoptera, Vespidae. Gene Ontology annotation, molecular function: structural constituent of ribosome; small ribosomal subunit rRNA binding. Gene Ontology annotation, cellular component: ribosome; mitochondrial small ribosomal subunit. Gene Ontology annotation, biological process: mitochondrial translation. The record is from RefSeq and is a predicted model, not a curated record.
AAUAUUUUUAGUAGUUGGUAGUAUGUGAUAACACCACAAAUAUUAUCACUUGUAAUAUUUGAAUUUUUUUUAUUUUCUAUUAAAUUUAACUUCAAAUAUCGGAUGAAUGUUCAAAAUUAUUUGACUUAUGCUCUGAUUAAACUAUAUACCUGAAAGUUUUCAAAUUCUCCAGAUUUUUUGAAUAUAUUCUACACGAGAUUAUUGUGACAUAACCUACAAAAUGAUUCUUGAUUAUGGUUUUAGAAAAGUAGUUGAAAACUUUGUAAAAAGCAGAGGACAGUAUUUUAAUAGAUUUGUAGGAAGUCUUUCGAACCAAGAGUUAAUAAAUGAAUUUUCAACAGAAGAAGAUAUGCCCAAUUUAGAUAUAAAUCCUUAUAUAAAAGAAAAACAACAAUGUUUAUUAUGCAAAUUAAAUAUACAGCCAGAUUUUAAAAAUAUACGAUUAUUAUCACAGUUUCAAAGUAGAUACACAGGACGGAUUUAUGGAAGGCAUAUAACAGGUUUAUGCAAAAAUAAACAAGAACAAGUUGAAAAGGAGAUCUUAAAAGCGCAACAUGCUGGUUUAAUGGGACAUUUUACAAAAGAUCCAAAAUAUGUAAAUGACCCACCAUUAUUCGAUCCCAAUCGUCCAUUGAGACCACAUAAAUAUUAAUGUAAAAUUAUGGAUAUAUUCUUUAGAUUUUGUUAAGAACAAAAUAGUAAUUUUCAUGUUGUAUAUAAGGUACUAUCAAAUUAGAAAGAUAACCAAAAAUAUGAGAUAUUUCAUUAUUUAAUAAAUGUGUCAUUCUCGGUAGAAUAAUAUACUAAAGAUUUAGGUAUA